This is a messenger RNA of Pristis pectinata (smalltooth sawfish), 5789 nucleotides long. Its product is annotated as cytochrome P450 4B1. The coding region runs from base 83 to 1627 and encodes 514 amino acids. Gene Ontology annotation, molecular function: oxidoreductase activity, acting on paired donors, with incorporation or reduction of molecular oxygen; iron ion binding; monooxygenase activity. The transcript is spliced from 12 exons. NCBI's taxonomy places the organism in Eukaryota, Metazoa, Chordata, Chondrichthyes, Rhinopristiformes, Pristidae. The record is from RefSeq and is a predicted model, not a curated record.
GGCAAAGUCAAUCAUUAAUGUCAGUCCUGGCAGUUGGGAGAUCUGUGAGGCUCGUAUCUCGAUCCCAUCGUUGUCGGUACAAAUGGCAUUGAUGGAAGCGUUAAGGGCGCUGUGUUUUCCCGUCGAACUCUGCAGGCUGUUGCAUUUGAUUGCGGUGUUUUGUUUGGUUUUCCUCCUGCUCAAAACGGUGAAGCUGUGUGACCAUAGAUGGAAGAUGAAAGAAGUGAUGCAGCUUUUCCCGGGACCGUCAGCCCAUUGGUUAUUUGGACACGUACUGGAGUUUCCUCAGGAUGGGACAGAUUUAGACAAGACCGUGAUAUGGACAAACCAAUAUCCAUAUGCCUACCCAAUUUGGUUUGGUCCGUUCACAGUAUAUUUAAGUAUCAACCACCCUGAUUAUGUUAAAACUGUAUUUCAAUCUACAGCACCAAAAGAUGACAUGGUGUACCAGUUUAUAACUCCCUGGAUUGGUGAUGGCUUACUGGUGAGUUCUGGGCAGAAAUGGUUCCGCCAUCGAAGACUCCUAACACCAGGAUUUCACUAUGAUGUUUUGAAGCCAUAUGUGAAGCUGGUUGCUGAUUCAGCCAAAUCCAUGCUGGACAAAUGGGAACAACUUUGCGCAGAAGGAAAUAAUUCAUUGGAGCUCUACCAGCACGUCAGCCUCAUGACAUUGGAUAGUAUUCUGAAAUGUGCCUUCAGUUACCAUAGUAACUGCCAGAUUGAAAGUGACAGCUCAUACAUCCAGGCUGUGUACAAGCUGUGCUUCCUCUCCAAUCAGCGGUUUAGAACCUUUCCAUAUCACAGCAACCUUAUCUACUAUCUGAGUCCUCAUGGAUUUUGUUUUCGGAAGGCCUGCAACUUGGCACACCGUCAUACUGAGGAAGUAAUAUGCCAGAGAAAGGAGGUAUUGAAAGAUGAGAAAGAAUUGGAAAAAAUCAAGGACAAGAGGUAUUUGGACUUCUUGGAUAUUCUGCUUUGUGCAAGGGAUGAAGAUGGAAAAGGACUAUCUGAUGAAGAAAUCCGAGCAGAGGUUGACACCUUCAUGUUUGAAGGUCAUGACACUACAGCAAGUGGAAUUUCUUGGCUCUUGUAUUGCCUGGCCCAACACCCAGAACACCAGCAAAAGUGUAGGGAAGAAAUCCAGAAGCUCCUCAUGCAGCACAAACAAAUUGAAUGGGAUGUGCUCAGUAAGAUGCCUUAUAUCACAAUGUGCCUUAAGGAGUCUCUGCGUCUUUGCCCCCCUGUCCCAGGAAUAGCCAGGAGGCUGAACAAACCACUCACAUUCUUUGAUGGGAGGACGCUACCUGAAGGUUGCCUGGUGGGUAUAAGUAUCUACUGUAUUCACAGGAAUUCCAUGAUUUGGAGUAACCCAGAGGUAUUUGAUCCUUUAAGAUUUUCUCCUGAAAAUUCAGCAAACAGACAUCCGCAUGCCUUCAUACCUUUCUCUGCUGGACCAAGGAACUGCAUUGGUCAGCACUUUGCCAUGAAUGAAAUGAAGGUGGCCAUUGCACUGAUCCUCAGUCGAUUUGAACUGGAAGUUGAUGCCUCAAAGCCACCAAUUAAAAUACCCCAGCUAGUCCUCCGGUCCAAAAAUGGAAUACAUCUAAAACUUAAAAAAUUGGAUUAAAAUCAGAUGCCAGGAAAAAUAAAUUUUGAAAAACAUUAAAAUAGUGAUAAUUUCAAGGUCAGACAAAUUAACCUAUAAGCAGAUGAUUCAGGGAAUAAUUAUGACACUAAGGAAUAUUUUUUAAAAACUUGCAUGUCUGUGUUAAAUCUGUUCAUUACUCGUGUUAUUGUUGGAAUGUCAUGAAACAUUCAAAUUAUUUCAGAAAAUGCAAAAUGCCUAGUUGUGCACCAUCCUGACUUGGAAUUUUACUGCUGUUCCUUUAUCCUAACUCCUGGAACUCCCUGCCUAUCUGCGCUGUGGGAGUACCUUUACCAAAAGGACUCUGGUCAUUCAAGAGGGCAGUUCAUCACUGGCUUCUCAAGGGCAAUAAAUGUCAGUCUUGCUGGUAAUGCUCAAAUCCCAAAAAUGAUUACUACCAUCAUUGUUUUCCUCCCUCACACAAUGUAUAGAGUACAUAAAGUAUAUGUACUCCAGGUGUUCACUGGGGACAACUUUAUUCUGUUUCCAACUAUUAGUGGACUUGAUAGACAGUCAACUUCAUAUGAUUCAUAUGUCACAAUACCUGUACUGAACAUAUAGCAAUUGUGAUUUAAUAACCCCACAAUAAACAAAAUUGCUGGGAAAUAACAGUACUUAACACCCACAGUUAAUUAAUAAUGUCAUGUCAGAGUCUGACCAGAGUUAUAGAAAAGGAGUAAUUUUUAUUUGAGUGAUUCCACAUUUUAUUAAAUUUAAUGUUACAACAAAAUGUAGCCAUAAUUGCAGGCCAGGAAUAGAAACAGUAAUUAACCUCCGUCACUCCAGGGUGACUUAUUUCUCCAAUUGCAGCUAUCAGCCCUUUCCAACAUAAAGUAAAUUCACGAAAAGCUAAGUUCCCAAAUCAGGUUACAGAUAGGAAAAUGACAUAGGAGCCCUUUCCUUCACUUUCACUUGCGUGCUUCAACCUGUAUAGUUCUGUUGCAGGAGAAAUUGGUCUGCACUAUAUUGCAUGGUUUGACACCAAGUAAACUUUAAGGAUGGAUUUUGGAUUGUAUUCUCAGAUUCUGCAGUUCUAAUAUUACUGGUUCACUAUAUCGGAACUUGAAUUUUUCCCAGGUAUUUUCAAUCUCUCCAUCCUUAACCCAUCAUUCAGUCAAUAGGAAAGUUCAUACUGUGGCAGCAACUGGCAGGAUGUCUCUGGAAGUCAGUAAAAGGUAAUUGUGCCAGCUUAUAAGAACUCACUUAAAUGAAAAUCUGACAGCAGCACCUCCAUUUAAUUUUUGACAUUAUUCAGAAUACAUGAAUAUAAACAUACCCAAUCUGAUAUCAAACUUGUAUUUGUCAUACUCUAUUAAGUUAAAAGAGUAAAAGCUUGUGACAAUUUCAAAUUUACAUAAAUUUGAAUCAGUUGUUAAACAUUUUAUAAUAUUACUUCACUAUUAAAGAUUCUAUGGUGCUUGAUUACACUCAUCAUGUGGAUAACUAACUUGGGACAUUCUGUCAUUGCCUCUAAAAAGCAUUUCAGCCACUAGAUGGAAGUUUAUAAGAUUCCCAUAACCAUUUCUUCAAUAUCACUAAUAAGCUCUGAACAAAACCUCUCUGUUCUGUCUUCCCAUGGGCAAUACUACAGUGAAUAUGCUAGUAAAAGAAUAAAUAUUUUCAGAAUAAACGUGUUCGUACAAUAUUGUAAAAUGAUAACAUCUGAAUCCUGCUGCUCUUGACAAUUUCUUUCAAAUGAGGGACAAAAGUAAAUGAAGUGUUGCUGGAACUUCUAAGAAGUAUUAUGUGUAAUUUGGAGACACAAAACAUUGCAAAUGCUGGAAUCUAAAGCAACAAACAACCUGCUGGAAGAACUCAAUGGGUUGAGCAGCAUCUGCGGGAGGAAAGGAAUUGUCGAUGUUGCGGGUCGAAACCCUGCAUCAGGCCUGCCCGAUACAGGGUUUUGACCGAUCGAUGCUGCUCAACCCGCUGAGUUCCUCCAGCAGGUUGUUUGUUGUGUGUAAUAUGAACUUCUUCUCUCUGGUUUAUCAUCUGAACACUGUACAAAUAGAAGAGCCAAGUCCUUCUAAGACAGCAGCUGCUAGAAAAUAAUAACAUCGGUAUGAAAUUUAGGCUGGCAGCAGUAGCUGAGUGAGUGCAGCAAUUGGUAAAUUUUCAAGUGAAGCAAUUUACUUGUCAAUUAUUAUAGGGGAAAGAAUGUUAUAACGAAAAAUAUUCCCAACACCAAGCAAUAUUGCUAAGUGUUGGUUUAUUUAAAAUUUAAAAAGACACUAAUUUGAGUUGAUUGAUAUCACCUAAACCAGAAAUUUUUGAUAAAUAUCAUGAUAUUUGAAAUCCUCCAUCCCUUCCCAUCUAAUUUAGAAUUUUAUUUCCUUGAAAAUUUUUAGGAACAAUUUUACAUCAUUAAAAUAUUUUUCAGAGCAGUUGGCAAUAUUUUUGACAUUAUUACAGACCUUAUAGAACGUAAAGCACAGGAACAGGCCCUUUGGCCCAAGAUGUCUGUGCCCCGCAUGAUGCUCAUUCAAACUCUACAUCUGCCUGUAUGUGGUCUGUAUCCCUCAGUUCGCUGCCUGUUCAUGUGCCUGUCUCAAUGCCUUUUAAACAUUGCUAUCAUAUCUGCUUCCACCACUUGUCCUGGCAGGGCAUUCCAGAUACCUACCACUCUCUGUGUAAGAGAAAAAAAUCACAUAAAUCUUGUUUAAACUAUUCCCCUUUCACCUGAAACCUAUGCCCUCUUGUAUUUGAGAUUUCCACCAUGGCAAAAGACUCUGACAAUCUACCCCAUCUAUGCCCCUCAUAAUUUUAUCUAUCAGGUUGCCCUUCCGCUUCCAAUGCCAUUAAUCUUAUUGCUAUUAAAUUUUAGAUCUGAAGUUUUCAUAUUUUUGAAAGGGGUGGACCUAUGUUUGUUAGGUAACUUGUACAAAUAUUCUUAAGAAUGAAAAUUGGUACUCCCUAGAGAUACAACACCAAUAUAAUUCUGUUUUGAUUGGAACAGGAGAUACCAGAAAUUGGGCUAGUAGUCAGAUAAGGUCAGAACAUAGUCCUAGAUAUUAGAAGGUGUGCUGAAGGACCUUUAAAGCUGGGAAUUUUUUCAUAUCUGCCCAGGGUUGGCUAUAUGAUCAGUACACUCUGGACUCGAUUACGCUUACAGAUCUUUGUCCUGGCCCAGACCUUCUCUGGAAUUGAAAACAUAGUUGUAAGAACAGGGGCAGAUUUAUUUACCAGGCUCCAAUGGUGUUAUUUAAUGCAGUUGGUUACAAUUAAUUUUGUCAUUUUUUUUCUCCCUUCUGAAGGGUAACCAUACUAUUCCCAUUGUGGUCCAGGUAUCUGGCUGAAUUCUUUUAAUGCCCGUCCUUCCUAGUUUAUCUUGGAUAUCUCAGACAGUACAUUAACACGGAUUCCUGUCAACCACAUGCAAUGCCUAAAAUUAGAGGAUCUGUUCUGAAGGUAUUCUGUAUGCCUGAACUCCAACUUCAACCUCUUCAUUCAUAAACAACAUAAGUUCUUCAGUGGCUUGGAAUUAUUUUUCCUCUAAAUUAUUAUUGCAUUGGUUUCCAGAUAAUCUUGGACCUAGUAAACUUUUUAUUUGGAAUCUAUUCCAUAUCACAUUGGCAGUGCAGGAUGAAAAAGGUAACUGAGGAUCUUCAGUUUAACUUCAUGUAAAUCUGAUUCCAGAGAGGGGGGUGGAAAUAAAGGCCUGGUGCAUUCCUUACAGCCUUUGUCACUCUACUUUAGCGAAAUAUUCAUUAAACAAACCAAAUAAAUUGUAAAUGUGUAAAAUGUCCUGAUGACAAAGCCCUUAUGUUGAGCAGUGACUGUAAAGGAGGAGUUUUGAUACUACCUUCAUCCUGUACAUCUUUAAGAGUCAGGUAUAUCCCACCAGCAUAGCGCAUUAUGUUGUAUUAAUGUUCCUAUUGCAGAAAAUAUAGAACAUGGAAUAACUGACUGUCAGCAGGGGGAACAGUGGAAAUGGUGAUAAGUUCAUACAAGUGGCAGCUUGAAAACUGUGCCUAAAAUUGUUUUGUGACAUUAUCCAAAAUCAAAGCCUUUUCUAAAAUUAAUGUUGUAGUACUUAAAAAUGUGAACUUUGUAUUUUUAAUUAUGCUUACAUUUUAUGUGUGACCAUAACUACUGUUUUUAAUUUCUUUAAAGAAUGUAAAAAUAAAGUUCUGUCCUUUGUAGU